AUGGGUUCUACAAGCGAAAGGGCCGAGUACGAUGCUCUCAUCAUAGGUGCUGGGUUUGGUGGUUAUUCCAUGCUUCCAAGAUUGGGACUUCGGGUGAAGCUGUACGAAAGAGGGUCAGGACCGGGAGGAGUCUGGUUUUGGAAUCAAUAUCCUGGAGCUCGCGUGGACAGUGAUUUGCCAGUCUAUCAGCUGUUCGACAGAGAGUUAUGGGAAGAUUUCACAUUUUCCGAGCGCUUUCCUGGGUGGCGAGAGCUACAGAGCUAUUUCGCCCACGUUGAAAAGAAAUUGGAUCUUCGAAAAGACAUCGAAUACUGUAAAAACGUUGAAUCUGCUGAUUGGGACUCCACGCGCUGUCGGUGGCUGAUAACCUGCUCCGAUGGAACUGAGGCCGAGUGCAAAUGGAUGUAUCUGUCUGUGGGGUCUUCCUCCAAAACGUACGUUCCCAACAUUAAAGGUUCUUCCGAUUUUCGAGGCGAGUUGUAUCACACAGCACACUGGCCAUAUUACGGAGCUAGCCUCAAGAAUAAACGUAUUGCAGUCAUAGGCACAGGCGCAAGUGGAAUCCAGGUGAUUCAGGAAUCUGGAAAACAGAGCAAGCACCUCACGGUAUACCAGCGAACGCCAAACCUUUGUCUUCCAAUGGUCCAGCGAAAAUUAGACCCCGUUGAAGAACAGAAAAAGAAGGACGCGGGAAUUUACGCUGAGGCUUUCAAGAAAUGUGAAAGGACACCAGGUGGAAUCCUAUAUGAAAGCAUAGAUAAAAACACGUUUGAUGAUACGCCUGAAGAGAGAGAAAAGUUCUACCAAAGUCUUCUCAAAGACGGCGGCCUUCAGUUCUGGGUUGCUGGGUAUAAAGACGUGAUGACAGACCAGAAAGCAAACGAUGCGGCGUACGACUUCUGGCGCCGGAUGGUCCUCAAGCGAAUCAAUAAUCCAGCAAAAGGAGAACUACUGGCCCCGGAAGUUCCCCCGCAUCCAUAUGGUGCAAAGCGGCCCUCGCUGGAGCAGAACUACUUUGAAGUGAUGAAUCAAGACAAUGUCGACAUUGUCGAUGUCAACCGCUUUCCUAUCGAAGAGAUUAAUGCUACAGGUGUGAAGACCGCUGCUGGCCAAGUCGAGGUCGAUAUGAUCAUAUUUGCCACCGGUUUUGAUGGGCUGACCGGUGGUCUCACGGAUAUCCAAAUCCGCGGCACGGAUGGGAGGACUCUCAUGCAGCAUUGGGCAGAAGGCGUAAAGACAUCGAUUGGCAUCGCGGUGCCGAAGUUCCCCAACAUGUUCUACUUGUUCGGGCCACAAGCUCCGUCGACCUUUUCGAGCGGGCCAUCGUGUAUACAAUCCCAAGCCCGGUGGUUAGCGAGGGUGGUCGAGAAGCUUGAGAAUGACAAGAUUGAAAGCUUCGAGGGGACAGAAGCGUCUGCGGAUGAGUGGCUUAAGAUGGUUGGCGAGAAAUGGGAUGCCACACUCAUUUCAAAGGGGAAGAUAAGUCUACCUGUCCUUCUCCUGUGGUCUAAAUACUCACUACUUGCACAGCUGGUGGUCGGGUGCGAAUAUUCCAGGAAAGAAAGUUCAACCCCUGAGUUGGGUAGGAGGACUGCCCACCUAUAUGCAAAUGCUUGA
Molecule: messenger RNA, 1617 nt
Organism: Talaromyces rugulosus
Lineage: Eukaryota; Fungi; Ascomycota; Eurotiomycetes; Eurotiales; Trichocomaceae
Exons: 7
Coding region: 1-1617 (538 amino acids)
Molecular function (GO): oxidoreductase activity
Source: RefSeq, a predicted model, not a curated record